AUGGAUUGUGUUGAUAUCAUGAAAGAGUUGAUCCAACGCCUGGAAGAUUUGAAACUGUUAACAACGGAUGAUCAACUGCACAAGGCUGGACAAAUAUGGGACAGACUGCUUGACUUGCUACUGGAGUUGAAACAACAUAACUGCAUGCAUCGUUUACAGAGUAUUGAACUGCAAGAUAUCAUAACCAAGUAUUUGGAGUAUAAUCGACCCAGUUUACAGAUCAAAGUAAUGGAGUUUACUGCAGUAUUUUUGAGUAUUGUAUACUAUUAUGAUCAGUUUAAAGUAUCUCAACGACUAAGCAACCAAAUUGCGAUGAAAUCAUGUACAGAGUUGUACACAUAUAAACGCUGGAGUCAAGAGGAUCAAUUUGACAUCAAGCCAAUGGUUGAGAUUAUUGUUCACGAGCCUGAUCAACAAGUGCUCGAAUUGGCGAUUGACCUGUUCUUGGAAGUUUGCAGUGAGGUUGACGAUGAAAAUUUUGGCAUCGUGGUAUCAAGACUUAUUUCACGACUGGAAUCAUCUAGUGGUUCAGUUGCUGUUGGGUUUAUCAAAAAUCUUGAAACCAUGUUUUGGAAUAUUCAUCGUCAUGACCCAGUAAAAGCAGUGGAAUGCGGUGUCAUUCCAGCAAUAGUCAAUACGCUCAGGAGUGUCGAUCAAGAAGUGAUUGGUCAAAGUAUUGAUACUAUUGAGAACUUUUGCGACUAUGCAGAUUGUGAAGCAAUUGCAACCGAGUUGAUAAGGUCGGGUCUGAUUCAAAUGUUUAGUGACUUGUGUGUCAGAUACAGCAACGACUUUGCAUUAAAAAUGCGCAUGAUCUGGAUAGCAGGAAGGUUUGCAUCCAAAAUGCACGACUUUCCUGUAUCGCUUGUACGAUCGUUAGUUUUUGAGCAAUUGACGAUGUCAGUGUAUGAUGUCAAUAUGGGUGACUCUUUGCGUCUGUUUGAUUAUGUCAGCGACAUGAUUCAGAAAUCUACAAACAAGGACGAGAUGAUCAAGGUGUUUCGAGAAUAUGGAAUUGAUAUUUACACAACCACAAUUGUAACCACAACUGCAAUCAGCACAGUCUGA
This is a messenger RNA of Batrachochytrium dendrobatidis JAM81, 1068 nucleotides long. RefSeq lists its product as uncharacterized. Lineage: Eukaryota; Fungi; Chytridiomycota; Chytridiomycetes; Rhizophydiales. The record is from RefSeq and is a predicted model, not a curated record. The transcript has 6 exons. The coding region runs from base 1 to 1068 and encodes 355 amino acids.